CUUUGUUUAGCAAAUAAAUAACAGAGGGUUUAUCUGAUUAAGGAAAUAUGCUGCAAUUGGUGUUUUAGUAGUAAAACUGUUACAGUGAACAACCGUGUCUGAUAUCGGAGCAGAGGUGUCAUGUGAACUCUAAACUCAAUGGAACCAUGCACUUGAAAACAGAUUGUCAUAGAAAUCUGAGACAGCAAAUCAAGUUACAUGUAUGAUGUUUUUGUCUGGAAGAUGUGUGAGUUUAUAAAGACAGGCAGAUAGAUUGAAAAGGCCUUUAGAGAGAUGUUGCAACCGAUCAGAAACUAUUCAUCAUGGCCGAUAGCAAAAGAAGUACUUCACUGAAGAAUAAGUCAUGUUCAAGUGCUGAAGCCACUCUCCCCUAAAUGGCUUGGUGUAAUGGCGCAUGUGAUACUGGUACCAUGGAGCAAAUUUGACAAAUCAUGCUGAAAAAGUUGGACGGAAAAGCUUUGAACUGCUCAAGGUCUUGGGCACUGGGGCUUAUGGCAAGGUGUUCCUUGUCCGUAAGCACAGCGGAAAUGAUGCGGGCAGACUGUUUGCCAUGAAGGUCCUCAAGAAGGCCACCAUUGUCCAGAAGGCCAAGACGGCAGAACACACCAUGACAGAGCGACAGGUCCUUGAAGCCGUACGCCGAUGCCCCUUCCUAGUCACUUUGCACUAUGCUUUCCAGACAGACUCCAAGCUUCAUCUCAUCCUAGAUUAUGUGAGCGGUGGGGAGCUGUUCACUCACCUGUACCAGCGGGAGAGAUUCUUGGAAUCUGAGGUGCGCAUCUACAUAGGAGAGAUUGUACUGGCCCUUGAGCAUCUACAUAAGUUGGGGAUAAUCUACAGGGACAUCAAGCUUGAAAACAUCUUGUUAGAUCAGGAUGGCCACAUAGUCUUGACCGACUUUGGACUCAGUAAGGAAUUCCUGCCAAAUACGGACUCCAGAGCCUAUUCAUUUUGUGGGACCAUUGAAUACAUGGCCCCUGAGGUGGUGCAAGGUGGAACAACUGGUCACAACAAGGCUGUUGAUUGGUGGUCGCUAGGUGUGCUGACCUAUGAACUCCUAACAGGGGCAUCACCAUUUACAGUUGAAGGGGAGAAGAAUACCCAGUCAGAAAUCUCAAAGCGUAUCCUGAAUAGUUACCCAGGCAUGCCCAGCAGCUUCUCCCCCACCAUGAAGGAUUUCAUCAAUCGGCUUUUGGUCAAAAACCCCAAGAAGAGGCUGGGCUCUGGACCCAACGGCGUGCAGGAAAUCAAACAGCAUCCCCUCUUCAAGAAUCUAAAUUGGGAGGACUUAGCAGCCAAGAAGGUUCCCCCUCCCUUCAGGCCUCACAUCAGCGGAGAACUGGACACCAGUAACUUUGCCGACGAGUUCACUAACCUGCCUCCUGCUGAGUCGCCGGCUGCUGUACCUAAGACCGCUGAUGCCAGAGUGUUCCGAGGCUACUCCUUCAUAGCACCAUCAGUACUUUACAGUGAAAACGCAGUCACAGCCGACCUCCUACGACCAGAACCAGACAAGAACAAGCCUUCCCCGGAGCAGAUAUCAAACUCAUCCAAAAUCAAGGAAUCCGUAUUUCACAAAACAUACGAGAUUGAUUUAAAGUCUGAACCUCUUGGAGACGGCAGCUUCUCAGUAUGCAGAAAAUGUACUCACAGAAAAACCGGUCAGGCUUACGCCGUGAAGAUUAUCAGCAGAAGGAAGAACUGCAGUCAGGAAAUCAAGUCACUACAGCUGUGCCAGGGACAUUCCAACAUUGUGCAACUCAAUGGAGAGUUUAAAGAUGAGCUACACACGUAUAUUGUGAUGGAGCUGUGCCGAGGGGGAGAGCUGCUCAACAGAAUCCGCAAGAAAAAACAUUUCGACGAAGCUGAGGCAAGCACCAUCAUGAGGAAGCUGGUCUCGGCCGUGGACUUCAUACACAACCGUGGAAUCGUGCACAGGGAUCUAAAACCAGAGAAUCUGUUGUUUACAGAUGAAACUGAUGAGGCAGAAUUGAAGAUCGUUGACUUUGGCUUUGCUCACAUCACCAAUGCCAACCAGCCACUCAAAACACCGUGUUUCACUCUACAUUUUGCUGCUCCCGAGGUCCUUGGGCAAACGAUCGACAAAGACGGUGGUUACGACGCAUCUUGCGACAUCUGGAGCCUGGGAGUCAUUUUGUACACCAUGCUGUCUGGCCACGUGCCUUUCCAAGCAUCUCGUCGAAGCGGUGACAACAGUGCACUGGAGAUCAUGCGCCGGAUCAAAGACGGUAAUGUAUCCUUCACAGGACAGCACUGGAGCUCUGUGAGUGAGGCUGCAAAGGAUCUUAUCCAAGGUCUUCUGACUGUAAACCCCAGCCAGCGUCUGACCAUUGAGGACUUGCUCAUCAAUGAGUGGAUUCAGGGCCAGCAGGCCACCAGCUCCACUCCGCUCAUGACCCCCAACAUCCUUCUGUCGGCGAGCACCUCGGCCGUCCAGACCAAGGUCAAGGCCACCAUGUUUGCCUUCCACCGGGCCCAGCGGGAGGGAUUCCGGUUGCUAGAUGUCUCCAAUGCCCCACUAGCCAAGCGCCGCAAGCUCAAGAAGGACUCCUCCACAGAGACGCGCAGCAGCUCCAGCGAGAGCACCCACUCGCAGGGCUCCUCGCAAGGGGGGCGUGCCUCGCCCACCCACUUCCCGAACCCAAACACAAGGAACGCCAACCCAUACCUGGUCAGGACGGAUGUUCCCUCUGCGCAACAGCAUACUGGUGAAGGCUCUGGAGAUGACCCCUUUGACAGGCACUUCACUGAAGCGUCCAGCACAAAGAACUCUAAACAGGAUCAAAUUGUUCCUGCUCUAUCCCACGGAGUCGCAUCGUCCACUUGCUCGGCAGCCACGUCCACAGUGCACUCUCAAGGACACUGUCUACCAGCCUCGCUUCAAGGGAUCAAUCCUGUUCAUCGGCACCUGCAGAGCAAUGCAAGCCUGGAUGCCAAUCCGCUCCUUUUCAUCCCCAGCAUUCCCAGUCACCACCCGACCCAUCCACAGCUGUUGGCCUUCACCACGGUCAACUCCAACCUCCCCCAGGCUCAACACCCGGCAACACAGGGUCAUCAUCCAGCACAGUACUCCACGGUCAGUUUCCACCACUUGCCGACAAUACAGGAGAACCUAAGCCAGUGGCAGGCUAUUAUAGGACCAGCCGGCAAUGUGGCCACUACUAUAGCACCCGUGCUCCCUGAUACCAAGUAACAUGGUUUGACCUAGUACCUGUUACUUCGUGGAACAGCUCAACCUUCUUUGGAAAUUUGCAAGAGGCACCACCCAUCAUGAGUAAAUUUGAAAGUUAGGCCUUAACUCUCAAACCUUCUUAGUUGAAAAAACAUUUGAUAAACCUGUACAUGUAUAUAACUGCACUAACUUUUGCUCUAAUAAGCUAUCCCCCUUUUCACACUUCCAGCAUUCUUUGUAGGUAAUCACCCCAGGCUACAUUCAGCUGUGACCUCAUCAGAGAAUCGCCAUCUUGUUCUGAAAGGGGGUUGAGAUCCUGGCUAGCGGUAGAUGAUUCUAAAACAUUCAGGAUAAACAGAAUUGUCUGUGAUUGUGAAAGUUUCUGAAUGGUACUUAUGCCCUUUACCUCUUACCAUGAUGGGAGAUGUUUUCUUCAUGGACACCAUUCAGUUCUUGAUGCAUAAUAUGUUUGCUUUCUCUGCUGUUGAAAUAAGGCUGCUUAAUAUCACAUAUCAGACAUUAGUAUUUUUAUACAGGAGAUUCUGAGCAGAUGUAAUUACUGGAGAGCAUAUUUUUAUGAAAACUAAUUCAUUAAAAUAUAAUUGUACAAUGGAAUCUCUGCGUCAGAAUCUUUAUGGAGCCUGUACAUACCGUAGAGAUCAAAACAACCUGAAAAAAGGAUUAAAAGUCAGACUGGUCUGUAAAUUCAUUUUCUUGUGGUUGGAUGAAUGUGCUUUGAACUUGUGCAUAUUCACAUACAAUGUUUUUUUGUUUUGUUUUUCUUUUUAUUCAUUCUUUACCUUAAACACACACAUGUAGUGUACAUGUACAUGUGAUAGACGUUCUUAAGUCAACCACAUUAAAAUGAAAAGCAAACUUAACUUCAUUUUUGGAGCUUGAGAGUAAAGCAGUAGAGUGAAAUUUCAUGACAAAUUAGCAUCUGUCUACAUGUAAUCUGAUAAUUGUUUCAGAUUUGUGGUUAAACACAUUGUAUGUUUUAACCACUUUCUGCCGGGCGACCUGUUUUCGGGUACAUAGGCUUUAUAUGCAGAGCCGGGGAGCCCGGAA
Acanthaster planci (crown-of-thorns starfish) is the source of this 4261-nucleotide messenger RNA. It is a transcript of the gene rps6ka5, whose product is annotated as ribosomal protein S6 kinase A5. The record is from RefSeq and is a predicted model, not a curated record. Gene Ontology annotation, molecular function: protein serine/threonine kinase activity; ATP binding. NCBI's taxonomy places the organism in Eukaryota, Metazoa, Echinodermata, Asteroidea, Valvatida, Acanthasteridae. Gene Ontology annotation, biological process: protein phosphorylation.